Malania oleifera is the source of this 4388-nucleotide messenger RNA. RefSeq lists its product as uncharacterized. Gene Ontology annotation, molecular function: phosphatidylinositol binding. Bases 578 to 4018 code for a protein of 1146 amino acids. The transcript is spliced from 15 exons. Lineage: Eukaryota; Viridiplantae; Streptophyta; Magnoliopsida; Santalales; Ximeniaceae. The record is from RefSeq and is a predicted model, not a curated record.
UUUUAUUUUAUUUUUUAUUUUUUAUUUUUUUUUCUCCAACUAUAGGAUUGUCCUGCGUAGCUUCGCCUACAAAAUGAAAAUGUAGGUAGAGACGCCAAACGCAACCCCACCAUUAAUGAAUGCAUCUCUCUGCAGUUGAAAACCAGGCAGCCCAGCCAGGCAAGCCACCCAGAAGGAAGAGGCCACACCGCCAGAGAAGAAUAUAUAUGUAUAUACACACGCACACCCAAUUGAACUGUCACUCUCUGGCACCCAACGAAACCUACCAGUCGUCUCCUCCAACUCCGACCCAUUUUCCCACACCCCGAUCAAUCAUUGUCUCCAAGAUCCGCUGUACCUCUUGAGUUCUCCGUCACAAUCUUCGAUUCGGGGCGUUCCGGUUCGCGGGUGGGGGAUCGGUGUGAUCACCGAGAUGGGAAGCGGGAGAGCUUUGGGAGACGCAAAUUGUUGGAAGGGGGAGUUUCGUGUGGGUGUGCUGAUUUGUGGGUUUGGUUUUGAUAUAUGAGGAGAUUGGAUUGGUUGAUGAGUUUGGGAGUGAGCCAGUGAGGGUGGGCAUUGAUCGGGGCAGACGUGCAAUAUGAGUUCGGAGAGGCACGCGGGGGUCCGGGACCUCGUCGAGGAAGCGAAGAAACGGAUUGUGUUUUUGGUCAUAUGCGUUGUGGGACUUUCUUAUCUUAUGUCUUUGACAAGCUCCUCGGUUUUGAUCAACUUGCCUGCUGCUGCUUCCUUAAUCAUCAUCCUUCGUUAUUUAUCUUUAGAUUUUGAAAAUCGAAGGAAAGCAAAAGCAUACAAUAGCAAAUCAACCUCCAUGAAUAUCAUGUCUCAAAAAAAACAUCCUGAAGGUCCUAAAGUAGUUACCAAGAAAUCUGACUGGAGAAGGAAAAUUGAUUCUCCUGUUGUUGAGGAAGCAAUAGAUCAGUUCACCCGGCAUUUAGUUUCUGAGUGGGUGACAAACCUAUGGUACUCUCGCGUAACACCUGAUAGAGAAGGUCCAGAGGAGCUGGUGCAGAUCAUGAAUGGUGUUCUUGGAGAAAUUUCAGAUCGUGCGAAGAGCAUAAAUCUUAUUGAUCUUCUCACAAGGGAUAUUAUAAACCUCAUAUGCACCCACUUGGAGCUUUUCCGAGCAAGUCUAGCAAAAAUUGAGAGGCAAAACUUGGGACCACUAACCAUUGAUCAGCGAGAUACAGAGCUAAAACUUGUCCUGAAUGUUGAGAACAAAUUGCAUCCUGCUUUAUUUUCUCCUGAAGCUGAGCACAAGGUUUUGCAGCAUCUGAUGGAUGGUCUCAUUUCUUUCACCUUCAAACCUGAAGAUUUGCAGUGCUCUUUUUUUCGUUACGUUGCCCGUGAGCUUCUUGCUUGUACAGUGAUUAGGCCAGUUUUGAACUUGGCUAGCCCAAGGUUUAUUAAUGAAAGAAUUGAGUCUCUUGCUAUUUCUGCAACCAAGGCUCGUAAAGGAGCUACAACUGCACAGGAGGCAUGCCAGUCAAAAACUAAUGUGUCUUCAAAGAUCUCAUCUGAUCAUUUCUCUCGGUUUUUAGACCCUUCCGUUACAGGAGUUGAACUUGUACAGUUAAAAAAUGAUCAAUCUAAAACUGCUGAAAGUAAGCCUGCAACUGGUAAUGUCAAUGGGAUGCAUCAUUCAAAGGAUCCAUUGCUAUCCAUUGAUGCUCAAUCUACCCGUUCAUGGAGUUCUUUGCAUUCAGACUCCCAAACUGGUGAUGGAGGAAGUAUUCAACGACAUCGUUCAGGAGGAGAAUGGGGUGAUAUGUUAGAUAUAAUUUCUCGUAGAAAAACUCAAGCUCUUGCUCCUGAACACUUUGAAAAUAUGUGGACUAAAGGAAGAAACUAUAAAAAGACUGAGAGUUUGAUUGAGCAAGUCCCACAGAAUUCUUCCCCAGGGUUAUCUAAUACAGCAGAUCAUUCAAUGUUGUCGAAGCACAAAGGAAGAGAUGGUGUAAGCAACAUUAAUAUCCCUGACAGCAGUGCUGUUCUCUCUGGAUGUAAUGAUCAAUCAAUAGGAGUGGAUAUGGUCCUUCAUAACAGUCAGAACAUGUCAAGUAGUUCUUCAAUAACUUCAUAUGCAGAGGAUGAUGAACAUGACCUCAGGCGUUUGGGGGAGGUUGAAUCAGGGAGCAGUAGUUCUGAUCAAACUGAAGAUGAGGAAGCCAGCAUUGUAACAGGUCUGGAUUCUCCUGGCACUAAAGUUUGGGAUGGCAGAAAUAAUAGAAAUGUACCUAUUUCUCAUAUUCGACAUCCACUUGAAAUCUCUAAAGGCCAUAGGGCAAGGAGGGAUGGUAAAGGGCAUGUUCACUUUCAAAAAUUAUCUAGGACCCAAUCUGGCAGGAAAAGGUCUAGAUUAAGCAGUCAGAAGAUGCCUGUCUGGCAAGAGGUUCAGAGAACAAGCUUUAUCUCUGGAGAUGGGCAAGAUAUCUUAAGUUCUUCAAAAGGACAUACCGUAGUUGAGGACUCCAGUGAUGAUUCUGAGGUAGAAAGUUGGGGUAGAGCUCACAGUGGAGCAGCUGCAUCGUCAUCUGCACCUAUUUCUUUGCCUCAAGGUUGUGCUUUGGAUGUUAAUUCUCCAAAUAAUUCAUUGCUGGCAGAUUCCUUUUUAAGGUUGAGAUGUGAGGUAUUGGGGGCGAAUAUUGUGAAGAGUGGCUCAAAAACUUUUGCUGUAUAUUCAAUAUCUGUGACAGAUGUAAAUAAUAAUAGUUGGUCAAUCAAAAGAAGGUUCCGAAAUUUUGAGGAGCUACACCGGCGUCUUAAAGAGUUUCCACAGUAUAAUCUUCAUUUGCCUCCUAAACACUUCCUUUCAACAGGUUUAGACAUGCCUGUCAUUCAAGAAAGGUGUAAAUUGCUUGACAAAUAUUUGAAGAGCCUUCUGCAGCUUCCUAUUAUUUCAGGUUCAAUUGAAGUUUGGGACUUCCUUAGUGUUGAUUCUCAGACAUAUGUAUUCUCAAAUUCCAUUUCAAUUAUUGAAACAUUGUCAGUUGACCUUGAUGACAAGCCUUCUGAGAAGACUAAACAGGUUCCUGAUUUCAUUGGGCCUGUGAGUCCCUUAUCCUUCAGUGGAGAUCCCAGAAGUAAGGAAUCUGCUAUGCAAAAGAGGCAUAAUUUUGUAGAGGAUGGAUCUAGAUUAGAUACAAAAGGCGUAACUCAUUCAUCAGUAAAAAAGCUUGUUAAUGAGUCUAGAAAGCAAUUUGAGGGUUCAGACAGUGAUUCAGAUACUAAGACACAAAAGAAUCCAUCUUCUAUUAGAAACUCGGGAAAGAUUGUGAGGAGAAGGGAUGGUGAGGGUUCAAAAGAGACAUCGGAGUUGCUUGUUGAUGCCACUGAUCCAACCCUUCCAACAGAGUGGGUGCCUCCAAAUUUAAGUGUCCCCAUAUUGGACUUGGUGGAUGUUAUUUUCCAGGUUCAGGAUGGUGGAUGGAUCAGGCGGAAGGCUUUUUGGGUGGCCAAACAGGUACUACAACUGGGAAUGGGUGAUGCCUUUGAUGACUGGUUAAUUGAGAAAAUCCAACUUCUGCGGAGGGGAUCAGUGAUUGCUUCAGGCAUCAGGCGGGUUGAAAAGAUACUUUGGCCUGAUGGAAUAUUCAUAACCAAGCAUCCAAAGCGACAGCAACCGCCCCCCUCUGUGAGUCCAUCCCAAACUACUCCUCGUGGUAAGCUGCCCAUGCAAAUAUCUUCACCUAAGAAGGAUAAUUUUCAGAAACAACAGGAGGAAGAGAAUCAUAUGUCACUAGAAGAGGAGCAAAAACAAGAAGCAAAUCGACGUGCGAAGUUUGUAUAUGAAUUAAUGAUUGAGAAUGCACCAGCUGCUGUAGUAGGUCUUGUUGGCCGUAAGGAAUAUGUACAAUGUGCCAAAGAUCUCUAUUUCUUUCUUCAGUCAUCUGUUUGCCUAAGGCUACUGGCUUACGACCUGCUUGAGCUGCUGCUCUUAUCAGCACUUCCAGAGAUGCAUCAUGUGUUUGCACAGCUGCAUGAAGACAGACACAAGUUCGGAGAGUUGAAGAUAAAUUAGGACUUCUUCUACAUCACAAGAGUUUUAUCCCAGAAAUAUCAGCACAAUUACCCUCUUGUCUUUUUUUUUUUUUGUUGUUGUGGGGUUUUUGGGGCUUAUUCUUCUUUUCAAAUUUCCUCAAAAAGGAGCAUUGUUCUCCAAGUUUUUUUUUAUUUUUUUUGGGAGGGGGGUGGUGGCAUUGAGUUUAUUGGUUUGUACGGCGGUCGGAAAUCAGAAUUGUGUAACUAAGAAUUGAUUUAUCAGGAUCGGAAGAAAUAUGCAUGUAAAUUAUGAAGCAUAUAUGUAUAAGCAAAGGGGUGUUCCCUGCAAGAUUUCUUUUCAGGAAACUGAUUAUUUUUAAUCUUGCUGAAAGAAUAAGCUUGUUCUUUUC